AUGAAGAGCUCAUCCUCUGUUCGCUGGCAACUCCUCCUUUCCAAGGGUAAGUUGGGCUUUGUCAUAUCUCCAGCCCUACUCGAUCGUGGACUCAUGUGGUAUAGUCCUCGUCCCAAUGGAGCCUGGGACCAUUCGAAUCCUCACAACAAUGUUCCGAGCAACUGGAGCUCAUGCUCAGAGUCGGCGGAAAUCCCAACAGCUCCAGUCCCAUACAUAUCUUCGUCCUCAAUCACGCCAUCAACCACGAGCUUGACUCAUUGGUCGAACAGCCAAACGACAGAAUGUACAGAGUCUACAACAACUUCUUCCAAACCUCCCCCUUACUCCCCGACCAGCAAAACGACAGAAUGGGCAGAGUCGUCAAGUACUCAUCCUGAACCUCCGCCUUACUACCCGACCUCAUCAACGUCUGACCAUUGGCCUGAAGAGACUACUUCAUGCACAGAAUCGACAGAAGUCCCCACAAUUCCAACAACCCCCACGACUGUAGCUCCAGAGCAGCCAACAUGGCCAACUACUGCGGCUCAGACACCGUGCUCCACGGAGAGCUGGAGAGUGCCACCUCCUCCACAAUCAAGCAGCAGUCACAGCAGCAGCCCUGCACCUCCGCCUCCGCCUCCGCCUCCCUCCAGCAGUGUAUGGACUAAGCCUCCUCAUCCAACCGAGACCGAUCCUUGGAGCGUCGCUGUAGUCCCACCUCCAUCAAGCACGACCACCAUAACCAUAACCUCUGGAACCACGACUCGUUUCCACACGAGCUUCGUUGAAUGCACCGAGUCGACUUGGGGCCCUCAGCCUAGCCAUCAAAGUGCGAGCUGGAGCACAUCCGUGCCCGCACCACUUCCAACAACUUCCUGGACCUCAACUCCAGCACCACCACCGCCAUCUAACACCACUUCACACCCUGAUGCUCAACCCACGACUCCAAGCUCGUCAGUGUCCUGGACUGAGUCAACAAUAACGGGUCGUAGGCCAACGCCAUCUUCCCGCUCCACCCAAGGCCCCGAAAUCCCACAGAAUUCCAUGGCAAGCGAGAAGACAAUGUCGCGGAUUUUGGUUAGCGUUGCACUCGCUGCCAUUAUAGCUUGGGUCGACGUUGACGAUGAUGAGUCCAAACGCGCCAUAUCACCUCUUUCUCUCAGAAUCGAGGAGGCUGGGCAAAAUAAGGAGGAGUAUGAAGGCGUUAAAAUUGGAUCUGUGGGAAUGAGGCAGAAGGUGGUGUUAGCAAGAAGUAUUCGAAAAAAAAACCCCAAAUAUUAUUUGUUGAUUGCACUGAUCUCGCUCUGA
Messenger RNA from Pseudocercospora fijiensis CIRAD86, 1287 nucleotides. RefSeq lists its product as uncharacterized. The transcript has 6 exons. NCBI's taxonomy places the organism in Eukaryota, Fungi, Ascomycota, Dothideomycetes, Mycosphaerellales, Mycosphaerellaceae. The record is from RefSeq and is a predicted model, not a curated record. Bases 1 to 1287 code for a protein of 428 amino acids.